UUUAAAGUUAAGACCCGCGCGGACUCCGACGCCAAGUGAUGGAGGUGGCGGCUAAUUGCUCACUGCGCGUGAAACGGCCCCUGUUAGACCCCCGCUUCGAGGGCUACAAACUCUCUCUGGAGCCUUUGCCCUGUUACCAGCUGGAGCUGGACUCAGCUGUGGCAGAGGUAAAGCUCAGAGAUGACCAGUAUACACUGGAUCACAUGCGUGCCUUUGGCAUGUAUAAUUACCUACACUGUGAUUUGUGGAAUCAAGAUAAUAUCUACUUUGUUGAUCAGCUUGGAAGAAUUAUGAACUUAGCAGUUACACUGGACACUGCCUUAGGAAAACCAAGAGAGGUUUUCAGACUUCCUACAGAUUUAGCAGCUUAUGACAAUCGUCUUUGUGCAUCUCUUCACUUCACAUCUUCUACCUGGGCUACAGUGUCAGAUGGAACAGGUAGAUUAUAUCUUAUUGGAACAGGGGAACGUGGAAAUGGUACUUCUGAAAAAUGGGAGAUUUUGUUUAAUGAAGAUCUUGGAGAUCCUUUUGUUAUUCUUCACAGUGUUUCCAUUACAAAAUCUGAGGACCAUUCAAUAGCUACCAUCCUUCUUCGAGUUGAGAAAGAAGAAUUAGAUCGGAAAGGAAGUGGCUUCUAUGUUUCUUUGGAGUGGGUUACUAUCAGUAAGAUAAAUAAAGAGAUUCAAAAGUAUGAAAUUACUGAUCGUAAAGUACUCAAUGGUAAAUCAGUUCCACAUUAUGCUGCUAUUGAGCCUGGUGGCAAUGGUCUGAUGAUUGCUUCUUGCAAAUCCUUCAGAUUUGUUCAAGAUGAAAAGCAAGAUGAAGAAAAAAAUGAUGAAAAACUGACAGAUAAAAAUAAAGUUGAACCUUUGUAUUACUGGCAGCAGACUGAAGAAGAUUUGACAAUGAUGAUACACUUUUCAGAAGAUGUUUCUAAAGAGGACAUUGAAAUACAGUUUUCCCCAGAUCACAUCAGUAUUGCUUUAAAAAAGCAGCCAUAUUUGGAAGGAAAACUCUUUUCAUCUAUUGAUCAUGAAAGUAGUACAUGGAUAAUUAAAGAGAAUAAAAGUUUGGAGGUGUCUUUGAUUAAGAAGGAUGAAGGACUGACAUGGCCAGAGCUAAUAUUAGGUGAUGAGCGAGGAGAUUUCAUAAGAGAUUCAGCCCAGUGUGCUGCCAUUGCUGAACGUUUGAUGCAUUUGACAUCUGAAGAACUGAAUCCAAAUCCAGAUAAGGAAAAACCACCAUGUAAUGCUCAAGAAUUAGAAGAGUGUGAUAUUUUCUUUGAAGAGAGUUCCAGUUUAUGCAGAUUUGAUGGCAGUACUUUGAAGACCACUCAUGUGGUGAAUCUUGGAAGCAACCAGUAUCUUUUUUCGGUUUUAGUGGAUCCCAAAGAAAUGCCCUGUUUCUGUUUGCGUCAUGAUGUAGAUGCCCUGCUUUGGCAACCACACUACAGCCAACAAGAUGAGAUGUGGGAGCAUAUUGCAACUUUCAAUGCCUUAGGCUACGUCCAAGCAUCAAAGAGAGACAAGAAGUUUUUUGCUUGUGCCCCCAAUUACUCCUACGCUGCCCUUUGCGAAUGCCUGCGUCGAGUGUUCAUCUAUCGUCAGCCCACAGCUAUGUCCACUGUGCUGUAUAACAGAAAGGAAGGAAGGCAGGUUGGGCAGGUUGCUAAGCAGCAGGUAGCAAGCUUGGAAACCAAUGAUCCUAUUUUGGGGUUUCAAGCUACAAAUGAAAGAUUAUUUGUCCUUACUACAAAAAACCUCUUUUUAAUAAAAGUAAAUACAGAUAAUUAAUGAUGCUAACAUAUGCUGGCAUCUCUGUACUUGAGAGAAGUUGAGAAGUAUCUAGAAGGCUGAAAAGUUAGACUGAAUACUAUUGAUUCUAAUGUAAAAAAAUUGUACUGUAUCAAGUUUUAUUUUUUGAAAGGAUGUCUUCAAUGUACUCAGUAGAUUUUUAACUAUCAGAAAAUUGUAUCAAGUGUUUCAGCUCCAGUGUUAGUUAUAGCUCUUAGGGAAACAAGUUUUAUAGAAAAUGCAGGAACAACAUGAACAAUGUAUACAUAUAUUUUUGUUAUUUUGAUUUUCUAAAAAAAACAAAAAAAACCCAAAACUGAGGCCAGAAUCUGAUCUUAUUUAUUUAUGCAGGUUGUACCAUGCAGCAUUUAUCCAAUAAAAAUAUUUACUACA
Messenger RNA from Gracilinanus agilis (Agile Gracile Mouse Opossum), 2186 nucleotides. It is a transcript of the gene NUDCD1, whose product is annotated as NudC domain containing 1. Lineage: Eukaryota; Metazoa; Chordata; Mammalia; Didelphimorphia; Didelphidae. The record is from RefSeq and is a predicted model, not a curated record. The transcript has 10 exons. Bases 39 to 1793 code for a protein of 584 amino acids.